GAGUCAGGAGCGCUGCUCCUGGGGGUGGAGGGUUGGGCAGGGUUGGGCUGACAGGUGCCCCAGGUGCACACGCGGGAGAGGACAGAGUGCUUUUCCCCUAAUUUGGGGCUCACGGGUGGCUAGAGGGGAAGGAACCAACUCUAACCCUGGAGGCCCUGUGGAGGGCAGGCCUUCCCGGGAUCCUGCUCACCUGGCCUCAGCUCACGUGGCAUCUUCUCAUGUGGGCUCAGCUCAAAUCCUGGGACGUGUGCUGCCCUGGGUGAGCUCAGACUGGUCGGAAUUUGAGGGGGCCGCAUCUAGGGGAAGCCGAGGUUGGGGCCAUCGGCCCAACAAAGAAUCUCCGUUUACUCUUGGGGACGGGCAUGUGUGGCCAAGCCCCGUGCGCACAGCUCCGUGUGGCAAAGCCCCGUGCGCACAGCUCCGUGUGGCAAAGUCCCGUGUGCACAGCUCCGUGUGGCAAAGCCCCGUGUGCACAGCUCUGUGUGGAAAAGCCCCGUGUGCAGGGGCCCUGGGCUCACGAGUAUCUCCCCCCAGGCACUACGUGGGCGUGUUCUCCGCCAUGGAAUACGUCUUCCUGUUCCAGUUUGUGUACGCGGCCUACAGGCCCAUGGCGACAGCCGCGGGCGAGCUCAUCUGUAAGAGGCUCCUGGCCCCUCCACCCCACGAAGGUUUCUUUGGUCAAGAGCCCCCUGAUGAGUUUGAUAGAAAUCUCCAGAACAUGAAGACGCUUAUCGACUUCUACCUGCAGGGCGAGCACUGACGAACCAGCAGGAAAGAGUGCUCAUUGAGAUGCUCGUGGCCGCCGUGCGACAGGCUGCAGAGGGCCGCCCACCUGCCGGCCGCCGACUGGGCAAGAAAGCGGCCAGGGAGGUGGACAGGACCCGCCGCUGGCGUGAGCAUGCCAACAUGAGCCGACACUUUGUCAAGGUGCUGCCCCGGCUGCUCUCCAAGUUUGCAGCAGACAAAGAGAAGGUGACCCCCCUCCUGCAGAUCCCACAGUAUUGCAACCUGGACGUGUACGACAUGGACGGCCUGGGCUCGUACCUGGACGCAGCCCUGCUAGAGCUGGACUGCCUGGUGCAGCGGCACUCGGACGUGGCGGUGCUGGAGGCCUGUGCCCGCGCCUACGGCACCUACUGUGACGAAGGGGGCUCUGCCCACUGCCAGGCUGCCCCCGCCUGCAGCCGGCUGGUGGACAUGCUGGUGGACGUGCUGACCCCACUGCUGGACGUGUUCAUCCAACGCGAGAAACAGGGCCUGUUCCUUGGACACGGUGAGAUGGGGCGGAUCUGCUCCACGCUGCGGAGACUGGCUGCCUUCUACAGUGCACACGACCUGAGCAGCUGGAACCUGUACGAGAAGAUGGAUAGCCUGCUUACUUUCCGCAGGCACCAGGGCAGCCUGCCCACUGAGGUUGUCCACUGUGCACUCCAGUGCACCUACUAUGCGCUCCUGUGGCAGAUCGUCGCGGCCACGGACCGGCUGCCGCCCCAGGUGGGUGACGGGCGCGGAGGAGGUCAGGUGUGGUCCGCAGUAGUCUGGGAGGAGGGGAAGAUGGAGCGGGACAGGGCCGUCAUUGCCGCUUUGACAGGCGUCCGCCCCCACCACUGGCUGGCGUCCGUCCUCCCCGGGUCUGGCCAAGGCUCCUGGACUCUGACAUGAGAGCUGACUUGGGGUCAUGGCCGACACCGCCAUGCAGCCUGUCCACCUGCCACGCGGAGCGAGGCUCAGGUGAUCUCUGAGUACCUGCUUCUGUGUGCGCUGGGUGAGACCCUUGUCCUUGGCUGCUGGCCAGUCCCUUGGUUUGAAGCCAGCCACACUUUGGGGCUGUAUUUAUGGUUUCCUGGAAAUCUGCAGGCCUGAGUUCCUUGGGAUGUAGUAUGGACCAGUGUGGGGAGAAUAUGGUGUGGGGGACCAUGGAGAUAUA
Leptonychotes weddellii (Weddell seal) is the source of this 1927-nucleotide messenger RNA. The record is from RefSeq and is a predicted model, not a curated record. Lineage: Eukaryota; Metazoa; Chordata; Mammalia; Carnivora; Phocidae.